Molecule: messenger RNA, 660 nt
Organism: Lottia gigantea (owl limpet)
Lineage: Eukaryota; Metazoa; Mollusca; Gastropoda; Lottiidae
Exons: 5
Coding region: 1-660 (219 amino acids)
Source: RefSeq, a predicted model, not a curated record
AUGAUGUGCUGGUCUGAUAAGAUUAAUCUUUGUUUUAAAGAUCAAGUGGACAUUCCCAGUGCCAGUAGUGUUGAUUCUGAUCUCAUUACAGUCUGGGUUAGUGAUGAACUCAAGAAAGUACAACAAGAUUUACAACAAGACACUACUAUGUGUAGCCCUAGUAAGGACGAGGAAAGUAGUGAUUUAUUAGAAGAAAUAAUGGAUGAAGUGUGUAAAUCAAGCUCUGAAAGAAAGCAACCUAAUUUUUCAUCUGCACAGAAUACGAGACAGAGAUUUGAAGAAGAAGAAGAUGAAGUAGAUAAUUAUAAAGUAAAAUCUUACCAACCUAGAAAUCUUCAUAAUUAUAGUAGUGAUGGUGAAAACUUUCCUUAUCAUGAUAUCUUCUCUGAUGAGAAUUAUUUAGAUCUUCCUCCACUUCAAGUGAAGAAGAAGAAACAUAAAGCCAAGAAAAGUCCCUAUACUAAUGCUAACAGUUAUAAAAAUCAGCAACCAAACCAAAGUGGUUAUUUAACUACAGUAAGAGUUGAAACUAGCCUAGCUCACCCAGGACAUCAUUUUUUAACACAUACAUCUAAAGACAGAAGUACUGGAAAAGUGAAAACAUUACAUUCAGAAGAAAUAGUUGCUGAUGGUCUUCAGUCUAGUAUUGCUAUUGAAUAA